AUGGCGCGAGGUCGAGCUCCCAAACCGCCGGUGCGCGGCGUAGGUCCCUUGGACGGGACCGUGGACAAGGACAGAGAAGCAUUCGAGAUGCGACAGUACGAACUGAUCCUGCAACUGCAGGACACCAUCUUGUCCGGCCGACACCCGACAAUCCGGCUGCCUCAGAGUCACAAUAGUGCCGCACAGCCACUGGCUGGUGGCUCUGCUGUGUCAAGGACAGACACAGAUGCGGACCGCGCGAGUCGCACCGACGGCGCGCAGCCAGCUUUGAUGAGUAGUGGAAAGGGCAAAGCAAAGGCUCCGGUUGCUGCGGACGCGUCGACGUCGAGCACACCGAGGCCUUUCGCAACGGGGAGCGCUACUUUUAACCCGAUACUCCUCGAAAAGUCCGAGGAACUGGUGCAGGCCGAGCUGACGCUGCAACGGCAAAGACUCGAGCGCGCCCUGAAAGACGAAGUCGACCGGCGACGAGGGCCCAAGGCCUCGCAAGCGGAGAAGCAAAACGCAGAGCUUGAUCUGUCCGAUGUUCUCUCCAAGGCCCACGCCCUCGUUCCCGAGGUCGAGGAGCCUCUCCCGCCUGCUCCUGCUCCUGCUCCUGCUGCUGCUGCCGUGCCAGUUGAAGACGGGUUGACUGAUAACAAGGACGCUGAAAGUGACUCGUUCGAUGACGAUACCUUUUAUUCCUCACAGCACGAGACACCUCAAUCUCACAUGGCUUCUCGAGUUCGCAACGCAUCUGAAGCAGCACACAGUCCCACCGUUGCCGCCAGCCAACUGGCACCCCCGGCCCAGACCGGCGAUCGCCCGCAGCCCAGCCAUCAACCAGCCCGCGUCCCUGGGCAGCCGGCUGCGAAUAUAGGAGCGCGUGUCGAUGCCCAGCCUAUUCCGCUCGCGAACGCAGCCACGGCGAUUUCGCAUACCAGCAUGGUCCCAGGGCUGAAUAACUACGUCGGCGUGGAAGAAGCCACGAACCGAUUCGUACAGGGCCCGGCGAGCGGCGAACAGAGUUUAUCAGACGACUCGGCAAACAUGGAUUACGAGCCCCCGGAAGCCGAGGACAUUACGAGCCAUAUCCCGCAACAGGGUGACUCGUACAUGGAGAUGCAUCCCCCGUCACCGCUUGUGAGGAGUCAUGCUCUUCAGCCGCUGGCGCCUCGACCGUCUCAGGUCUCAUCGUUGGCUGUCGCUGCCCAGGAGCGGGUGCCUAUCCAGCCAACGGUUCCCCGCACACGGGGCACACCGGCACAGGUUGCUGCUCUACGCAAUGAGCACUCCACGGCGACCAGUCCUGACAGCUCAUCCCAAGGUGGAAAGGGCUCGGAAAAGAAGAAGGGGAGGAGGAAGAAGAGGAAGGCGGACCGGCAAGUGCCAGACGCCAAUGUCAGCCCCUACAUCAAGCCCGAGCCUCGGUCUCCGUCGCCGAUUUUUGCUCCAGCCUAUAUCAGGCCGAAUAAACGCCAACGUCAGGCUCAGGGUCGUGUCGUCGAUCUCGAGUAUGAGCCGAGACUCGAACCACCACCGGCCAACGGGCAUGCGGGCCAAGUCCUAACCCAGCCGUAUAGGGACGAACGCAUCCCGCUGGGCUACGAAAGCGCCGGUGUAUAUCCUCAACGAGCAGCCAGCAUGGCGUAUCCCGGCGAGCCGAGAUACGUGCGGCAGUAUGUCGACGACCACAGGAUGCCAGCCGAGGGUCACCUACGGAGCUAUGGCCCGCAGAGCACGCUACCUGUGCCGUAUCCGCCCAGUGUGGGCUAUGCCUCCCGGCAGGUCCCUCCGCCCAUCGCUGGCGACGGUUACCGAGAACAGCCGCGAGCCUAUGGCGAAUUCCCGGGAGACCGGAUACGUGUCGCGUCUGACGGCGAAUCGUUCGGUCCCGCGCCGGGAGCCGCCCCGCCUCGAAUGGUAGUUGAUGAGUUCGGCCGUGAGUACUAUGACCCAGCUCAUCCUGCUGUACAACGCCCCAUGGCUUCGUCGGUGGGUCCCGGCGAACCCGGUGUAGUCUACGAACGGCUGCCGCCCCGAACGGCGUCCCGGCAGGCCGGGCCCGAGCCCCGCGGCGAUGGCGUCAGGCACAGCACGCAGGCACCACCAGCAUAUGCCGUCAUGCCGAGGCGCAUUGUGACCCAGCCUGAGUAUGCUGGGUACGACUACCGAGACGGCCGUGGACGCGAGUAUUCCGCGCGGCCAAUGGCGCCGCCGGGGGAGUUUGUGGAAGUCGGAGGGCCUCGCGAAAGAAGGUACUUCGGCGAGGCGCCAGGGCAUCUAGCCAGAGCCGCAAGCAUGAUACCGGUGGAUGCAGUACGGUACGAGAUGCCGCCGGGCUACGGGCGUGUGCAGAGCGUGCGGCCCGAGGUGCCAGGGCGCGAGUACGCCGCAAGCGUUCACCCGGACAGUCACCGCGAGCUCGCCCAGCCAUAUGUGCGGAGCUACGGCGCGCCGCCGCUGGGAGACUAUCGCCACCCAUCGCAUGCCCCUCCUGGCGGCGAGAUUGCCUUCAUAGAGCGGCCACGGGGCGCGACACAGGAGAUUGUCUACGCGGACGACGCGAGGAGAGAGAUCUACCGCUAG
Messenger RNA from Purpureocillium lilacinum, 2568 nucleotides. RefSeq lists its product as uncharacterized. The record is from RefSeq and is a predicted model, not a curated record. NCBI's taxonomy places the organism in Eukaryota, Fungi, Ascomycota, Sordariomycetes, Hypocreales, Ophiocordycipitaceae.